Messenger RNA from Coccinella septempunctata (seven-spotted ladybird), 1394 nucleotides. RefSeq lists its product as uncharacterized. Lineage: Eukaryota; Metazoa; Arthropoda; Insecta; Coleoptera; Coccinellidae. The coding region runs from base 109 to 1119 and encodes 336 amino acids. The record is from RefSeq and is a predicted model, not a curated record. The transcript has 2 exons.
UAUACGGAUCUUAGUAGGGAAAAAUUUUUGGAAUUGGUUGAUCUUUGUUUUGAUGGUGGUUAUUUUGUUUAUGAAGGAAAAUUUUAUAUACAAUUGGAUGGCACUGCUAUGGGUGCACCGGCAAGCCCAUCAUUUGCUAACUUGAUUAUGGAAGAAAUCUUUUGUUAUGUUGUUGAAACACUUAAAUUUUAUAUCCCGCUCAUUAAGUUCUUUGUAGAUGAUACAUUAUUGUUGGUACCAUAUGACAAAAUACAGUACAUUUUAGAUGUUUUCAACUCUUACCAUCAAAAGAUACAAUUCACGAUUGAAGUGGAGAAAGAUAACAGUUUGCCUUUUUUGGAUUUGUUGAUAAUUAGAGAAAACUCUAGUAUUAUUACUGACUGGUACACUAAAGCAAUAAGCACUAACAGAUGCAUAAAUUUUUACAGCAGUCAUAGCAUGCAACAAAAAACUAAUAUAAUGGAGAAUUUAAUUAAAAGAGCUUUAAAACUGAGCAACAAAAAGUUUCAUAGGAAGAACUUAGAUAAAGUUGAAAAUAUUUUGAAGCAGAAUAACUAUCCUACAUACUUAGUCAAAAGAAUAAUAAAUAAACACACGUCCAACCGAAGUCAUAUAGUUAAUGUUCCUUCUAACUCGUCUAUUUCUUCCUACUUUAGGUUUCCGUACUUACCUGGUCUUUCUCACAGAAUAAAUAAAAUAUUUAAGGAGUUGAAUGUCAAGUGUGCCUUUUACAACUUAUUCACCACAAAGAGAUUUUUCACAAAUUUGAAAUUUAAAACACCUUAUAAUUUAGAAUCAGGAGUAGUAUAUAAGAUACCCUGUGCUAAUUGUAACAAGUGUUACAUUGGCCAAACAAAACAGUAUUUACGCGAUAGGAUGAAACAACAUAAAUAUGAUAGUGAAAAUAUUGCAAAUUUUAACAAAACUGCUUUAACUUUACAUCAAAUGACUACGGGCCAUAAAUUUAAUUUUGAAGAUGUAAAAAUUCUUGAUAGAGAAGAGGUUGGUUAUAGACGUAAUAUAAGCGAGAUGAUACACAUAAAAAGAAAUUAUACCGUCAAUCAUAGAGAAGAUGUGCAACACCUAAGCAUGAUCUAUAAUAAUAUACUUAGAAAGUAAUAAGUAAUGGCUGGCCUCGUCAAUAGUGUUAAGACCAUUCCUGAUCAAUAUUUUGUAACCUUAUGUUGAUGUCAUUAUCAUAAAUAUAGAAACGGAUAAAGUGAUGGGAUUGUAUGUCUGCUCUCCAGGAGAUUUUGAUUUCUUUGUUGAAUCCUAAUGUUUUUAAAAAGCGUACAAUAUUGUUCUCGUAACUAGCCUUGAAAAAGAAACGAUUUGUUUCGAAACGUCGGCAUUGUUACACAGUGAACAAUAGAUAAUAAACAGUGUCCAACACU